AUGAAACUGAGUUAUUUCAUUUGUUCUUUUAGUGGAAAGGACCAGUUACUACCUAGCCAACACGAAGGUGAAAGACUAUGUCAAUUACUUCCUAACUGUGAACUCCGUAAAUUUGAUGAUAGUGGCCAUUUCUUAUUCCUGAAAGGCAACCUUGACCUAGUAACAAUAAUCAAGGAAACUUCAUACUACCGGCGUGGCAAGUAUCAUGACUAUGCUUCAGAUUUCAUACCGCCUACACGAGAUGAGGUCAAUAAAAUAAUAGAAUCAUACAGUUUGUUUAACUUCAUCACUAGCUUUGUAAUGCUUUCAACUUUGGAGGAUGGAAAGAUUGUAAAGGGCCAUGCUGGAAUUCCUUCUGAGGGGCCUGUUUUGUUAGUUGGGAAUCACAUGCUACUAGCAUUGGACAAAUUUUCCUUGUUAAAUCGAACUUAUACUAAACGAGACAUCACUGUUCGAGGAAUGGCACAUCCCUUUAUGUUUAGGAGACUGAAAAGUGGAAGAUUGCCAAAAGUAUCUUUUUUUGACUGGUUAAGAGUUAUGGGUAUUGUUCCUAUAAUGGCGACUAACCUUUUCAAGCUAUUUUCUUCCAAGUCGCAUGUCCUAUUAUUUCCUGGAGGGUUUCACAAGGCUUUUCAUAGGAAGGUAAAUCCAUUAAGUUGA
Messenger RNA from Lathyrus sativus (Indian pea), 660 nucleotides. NCBI's taxonomy places the organism in Eukaryota, Viridiplantae, Streptophyta, Magnoliopsida, Fabales, Fabaceae. The record is from the annotation of a GenBank genome assembly.